AUGGGAAAUAUGGGGAUGCAUUCCCGACAUUAUUUCUUUGGUAUCAGCAAUAUAUAGGAGGGCUUCAUUGAGGUAUCGGUAAUAACGCCAACAAUAAUAAUACGGACGAUAAACGUUACCUCUUAAAAAAAAAUACAAAAUCAUAAGUAAGUAUUAUGAACUGUAUUCCUGAAUGCAUUGUUCUGAACUCCUACAAGGCAGCGGUGGGGCAGCUGCUGCGCUCCCAGUUAUAUAUACGGGGUGGUAUUUCUUGUGAUCUCUCAUUUACUUGAUAUAGCUCUCGUGGCUGUGACGGUUCCACCUGAAGACGGAGGCUUGUGUUGCUUCCGAAACGUCGUGAUUUUUUAUUUUGUUUUAUUUUACUUUUAUUAAUUAAAAUUUUUACCUACGUGACUUUACCGAAAAAACCUAAGAAGAUGCGAGAUGCUCUUUCUGGCGAUGCGAGACUUGGCCAGAUUUUUUUAGAAGGAUUAGGUGAUGUCUCACCACAUGUCCCUGCUGCUCGCUGCCGCUCUACUCUGUGGUCUGGGAGCUCCCAGCUGGUCGACCUCGGAGCCCUUCCGUCCAGACAAAUGCAAUUGCAUGGGUCCACCCGCGCCACGCGGGCCCCCCGGAUAUCCUGGGCUGCCGGGAUCACCUGGUCCAAUGGGGCCCCCUGGUCUACCUGGAAUUCCCUGUAAGAGUAGUGAGCAAGGACUUCCAGGCUGCUCAGGAGCCUCACAUUCGCCGCUUGCGUUCUCCGUCAAACUCUCCUCCACCUCGGAUGCUUCCAUCGGCGUCACCAUCACCGUGCCGCCGGGGGGCGUCUUCCACUUCGACUCCGUCGUGGUCAACGGCCAGGGCAUCUACGACACCCACUACAACAACUUCACGAGCCCCGUAGCCGGACUUUACUUUUUAUCCUUCCACCUCACCCUGGGGGGACCAGGAGAAGCAGGAGUGAGAGGAGCGUAUGUGAGGGUGGAGUUGGCAAUGAGCAAGGCGGGCGCUGCCAGUGAGAAGGGGAAGAUUGUGGCGAAUUUCGGUGGCAAGACUGACGAGGAGAUUUCUGGCAGCGCCGUGGUUGCGCUUGCCGCCGGAGACUCCGUGUGGCUGCGCGCGCAUGAAGGGAACGCUGCCAAUAUGGUAAUUGUGCCCAGGGAAGGGGGGGACAGCAUCUUCUCCGGGUUUCUGCUCAGCUACUGAGUGGGGGAGUGGCAGGGGUGGUAGGGAGUGCAGGUGAGCGACACCACGGAAUGGGAG
Messenger RNA from Lethenteron reissneri (Far Eastern brook lamprey), 1242 nucleotides. Its product is annotated as collagen alpha-1(X) chain-like. The record is from RefSeq and is a predicted model, not a curated record. NCBI's taxonomy places the organism in Eukaryota, Metazoa, Chordata, Hyperoartia, Petromyzontiformes, Petromyzontidae. Gene Ontology annotation, molecular function: protein binding.